UACUGAUUUUGAGGUUAUGGAAGAUUUUAUUUAAAGUUAAAAUAAAAACACUCUUACAGCAAGGUUCUUUCAAGGGUGGUUACUUGUAUAGCGUGUUGUUUGAUGCCUUUAAUGAGCCCCAGGUAGUUUGCUACUUUUAUUUAAGGAAUCAGGCCGAAGCUCCUUUGUUGAUCCAAUCAAUAUCUCAAAAUGGGGGAAAUAGUGCAGAAGAAGAUGGAGCAGUUUGCUCCAUCUCUACUUGCCUUAAAACAGAGCAAUAUAUUCACUGAGGAUGAAGUGAACAAAAUCAUAAAAAAAGUGAAAAACUAUGAACAUCGCCUGGUUGGCGGCGGAAAAUCCCUGGAAUUAUUCAAGGAAGCUAUAAACUAUGAUAGUGGAGUCCUAAUGGAAUUAAGAAGGCGCAAAAAAAUGAAAAAUUGUGCUAAUAAGGACAAACAUUUAGAGUGGAUAUUUGUCAAGAGGAUAAUAAAUAAUUAUCAGAGAGCGAUGAAACAUUUUCCACCAGAUUAUAAUCUAUAUUCGGUGUUUUUUGAUUUUCUGAGGUAUUUCCCGCAGCAACUUGGAAACAUGGCGCAUCAGCAAGUUAAGAGAUUUAUUCAGACUUUUGGACAUAUCCCAGGGGUAUUCCGUAAAGUUGCAUCUUGGUACAUUCAAAUCGAUAAAAUCGAUGAGGCUCGUAAAACCCUUUUGCGAGGCCAAUCUCUCCAUCCGAAUCACUUCGAAAUUUAUUUAGACUUGAUCGAACUGGAACUGCGUCACGAAAAACCCGGUUUUCCCGAUCGUCUUAAGGAGUACGUCGACGAAGUAAUAAAAAACAAAUUACCCAUUCAGUUUUUGGUUGAAACAUUGAAAUUAUUCGAUAACGUUGAAUGCUUGAAAACCGUUAACGGUACUGUGGAUUAUACCAUUCAUCAUAUGUUGACUGUUUAUAGAGAUGAUGCGGAAGUCUGGCACAUUGUUGCGCAAAGGGAAUUAAGAGGUGAUUAUUAUCCAAUUACCACCCAACCAGAAGGUAAAGGCCAAGUUUAUUCAGUGGAAAGAGCCAUAGUACGUUACAAGGAAGGUAUUUCCAAGGUGCCUCCUGCUCAAAAACAUAUUUUGUGGAAAAAAUAUUUGAAUAUGCUGGUAGAUUUACAGAAGGGAAAUGACUCAACUACAGUAAAAUACUUUUUAACAGAAGCAUUAAAAGAAGCAGAAAAGGAUUCCAUUCCACUAGAUGAAACCCAUUACACUGCUUGGAUAGACUGUUGCGGCAACAAUCAGACUUUGUUGGUGAAAAAAUUUAAGCAAGGGGUCGAAGAACAUCCAAAAUCAAUCAUCCUUUGGAGUUGCUAUCUAAAAUUCUACCUCUUACAAGACGAAUCGAAACAAGCAGAGCAAAUAUUUGAGAAAGCAAUAGAAGCUUUAGGGCCUGAUUCCUUUCAAAUAUGGGAUGAUUACAUGGAUUUUCAACAAUUAAAAGGCAGCACCGAAGAACUAGAAACUCUUUACGAGAGGGCAAUCAAUCAACCUUAUGAACAAGUAUCGAAACCCUUCAAAAGUCGCUUUUUAUCGAUGACUUUCUUGAGCAGAGGCAUCGAGAGUGCCCGCGAAUUGUAUCUGAAAAUAGCAGAUAAAGCGCCAUACUGCAAAGAAUUGCAUAUAGAAAUGAUGUUGGCAGAAGAAAUGGAAUCGCACAACGGAAACGCCCAGAACAACGACAUUAAGAGGCAAGUGUUGGAGUUUUGGAUGCGGCAAUUCGGGGAUUCCGAUGUCGAUGUGUAUUUUCAAAGGAUGAAUUAUGUGAGAGAACAGUUUCCUCAAGGGAUUAAUUUGAAUGAGAAAAUCGGCAAGAUUUAUGAAGAAGCCAUAAGAACUUUGGUGGAUACGAAGAAAGUCGCGUUGUUUAAAGAGCGGUUCCAUAAGGAGCAACAGCAGACCGAGAUGACGACAUGACCUUUAGAAUUUCGAUUCGAUAAUUUAGUUUUGUGAGUUCUUUUUGAUUAUUCUUUUUUAAUUAUGUAUUUGAUUAUGCUUAAAUAAUAAUAAUAUUUAGGUUAUUGUUACGUGUAAUUUUAGAUUAGGAGUAAAUCAUUAAGAAGUAAUGAAUUUUAAUCAAAAGGUCUGUAAAGUAAA
This is a messenger RNA of Anthonomus grandis grandis, 2115 nucleotides long. RefSeq lists its product as uncharacterized. The record is from RefSeq and is a predicted model, not a curated record. Gene Ontology annotation, biological process: maturation of SSU-rRNA from tricistronic rRNA transcript (SSU-rRNA, 5.8S rRNA, LSU-rRNA). The transcript is spliced from 6 exons. Gene Ontology annotation, cellular component: small-subunit processome; Pwp2p-containing subcomplex of 90S preribosome. Lineage: Eukaryota; Metazoa; Arthropoda; Insecta; Coleoptera; Curculionidae. Gene Ontology annotation, molecular function: protein binding; snoRNA binding. Bases 190 to 1935 code for a protein of 581 amino acids.